UAAACAACACAGGGGCUAGUCACGUUAACUGAUUGGUGCCUUGUGCUUGGAAGAAGUCUCUCAGUAGGAUAACAAGAUAUCUUACUUGUAAUUAAGCAACAAUGUCGUCAGUUGAGUGUUUGAGAGAGUUAAUCAACGAGCGACUAACUGCUGCUGCUGAAGAAAUAUUCCGAGAUUUUCAAAAAACUAUCGUCGAGUACGAGGAAGAGAUCGAUCGUCAGCGCAGACUGCUGGACAUCGUUUGGAAACCAGAGAUAAAGUUACACAGAAUAGAGCUCCCUCAGCAACAUGUCUGUAAUGAAGAGGAGGAGGUUCUCACUGAUCACCAGCUCUGUAGCCAGGAGAGGACCUCCAGUCUGGACCUAGAGGACCCAGAACCUCCACAGAUUAAAGAGGAACAGGAGGAAGAGCUCUGCACCAGUCUGGAGGGAGAACAGCUGGUACUGAAGCAGGAGACUGAUUUCUUAAAGUCAAGUCCUAAUUACUUAAGUGAUCACAGUGACUGGACUCUAGUUUUGAGUUGUGAUCAAAGUGAAGCAGAGAAAGAGCCUCCAGACAACAUCUCAACUAAAAGGAUAAGAUCUCAAUCUGACAGAGAGAGCUCUGGAGUAUCUGAACCAACCACUGACCAUCAGCUCAUCUUUCACACCUCUUAUGUGGGAAAUAACCAGGAACACAAAAGUGACACCCAUAGAAAUGCAACAAAGCCAACGGAAAAACAUGAGGGCACCUCAACAUUGUCUAGAAACAUUACACUAAAUAUAAAUAAGGAGCAGAACACGGUAAUGACUAGUAAUUCUCAGCCCAAACUAAAUGACAAACCUUUCAAGUGCAACAGCUGCAGUAAAGACUUUUAUGUGUAUAAACAACUAAAAGUUCACCUGAGGACCCACACUGCUGAGAAGCCUUUCAGUUGUACAGUCUGUGGAAAGACAUUCAGCCUUAAACGUUACCUCACGCAACACAUGAUAACCCACUCAGCUGAGAAACCGUACGCUUGCAGCAGAUGUCGGAAGAGUUUCCGGCGUUUACAGCAUCUACGGAUUCACAUGACACGUCACACAGAGCUCCUACAGCAACAUGUCUAUAAUGAAGAGGAGGAAGUUUUCACUGACCAGCAGCUCUGUAACCAGGAGAGGAACUCCAGUCUGCACCAAGAGGACCCAGAACCUCCACAGAUUACAGAGGAACAGGAGGAGGAGCUCUGCACUAGUCUGGAGGGAGAGCAGCUGGUACUGAAGCAGGAGACUGAUUUCUUAAAGUCAAUCCCCAAUUAUUUAAGUGAUCACAGUGACUGGACUCUAGUUUUGAGUUGUGAUCAAAGUGAAGCAGAGAAAGAGCCUCCAGACAACAUUUCAACUAAAAGGAUAAGAUCUGAAUCUGACAGAGAGAGCUGUAGAGUAUCUGAACCAACCACUGACCAUCAGCUCAUCUUUCACACCUCUUACGUGGGAAAUAACCAGGAACACAAAAGUGACACCCAUGGAAAUGCAACAAAGCCACAAAAAAAACAUGAGGGCACCUCAACAUUGACUACAAACAUUCCACCAAAUAUAAUUAAGCAGCAGAAUGACAAACCUUUCAAGUGCAACAGCUGCAGUAAAGACUUUUAUGUGUAUACACAACUGAAAGUUCACCUGAGGACCCACACUGCUGAGAAGCCUUUCAGUUGCACAGUCUGUGGAAAGAGAUUCAGCCUGAAACGUUACCUCACGCAACACAUGAUAACCCACUCAGCUGAGAAGCCGUACGCUUGUAACAGAUGUCAGAAGAGUUUCCGGCGUUUACAGAAUCUGCAGAUUCACAUGAGAAGUCACACAGAGCAUGUCUGUAAUGAAGAGGAGGAGGUUCUCACUGACCAGCAGCUCUGUGACCAGGAGAGGAACUCUAGUCUGGACCAAGAGGACCCAGAGCCUCCACAGAUUAAAGAGGAACAGGAGGAACUCUGCACCAGUCUGGAGGGAGAGCAGCCAGUACUGAAGCAGGAGACUGAAACCUUUAUGUUGACUCCUACUCGUGAGGAAAGUGACAACAGUGAAGAUCAGACUCUGGACUUAGAUCCGGUUGAAACUCAGAGUGCAGCAGAGAAAGAGCAUGUUGUCAGUAUGUCAGUUAAAAGCUCAGUGAUACCAGAUCCAAACAGGGAAGACCAGCUCCUCUCUCACAAUUCUAAUCUAACUGAGAGCCAAGAUCACAAAGGAGGCAAAGAAGGAGAUUCAGGAUCAACUAGAAACGCAGAGCCGAAACCAAAGAAGAGACAUCACAGGAGCAAAUAUCGCACCAACAAUGAAGACAACUCUACCACAUCAAAGAUUCGCAGUAAUUCCAUUACAGGGAAACAGUGUUUUAAAUGUGACACUUGUGGGAAAGCUUUUAAGUGCAAGUCCAAAUUGCAUAUACAUCUGAGAGUUCACACAGGUGAGAAGCCGUUCCCAUGUAACACUUGUGAGAGAAGAUUCUCUCAGCUGGGCGCAUUAAACCUACAUAUGAAAGUCCACACAGGUGUGAAACCGUAUAACUGCAAAACCUGUGGAAAAGGAUUCUAUCGAAUGACAGAUAUGAAAAGGCACAUGAGAACCCACAGAGGUGAGAAACCGUACCCCUGCAACUCCUGUGGGAGGAGAUUUAGUGACAUGACAGCAGUGAAAGUGCAUAUGAGAAUCCACACAGGUGAGAAGCCGUACCCAUGUAACACUUGUGGGAAAAGCUUCUCUCAGCUGGGAGCAUUAAAAGUGCAUAAGAGAAUCUAUACAGGUGACAAGCCGUACAAUUGCAAAACUUGUGGGAGAGAGUUCUGUUGUAGACAUCAAUGGAAGAUCCAUAUGAGAACGCACAAAGUGGGAAAAGAUACCAUACUUGAAAAGACACAUAAGAAUUCAUACAGAUGAGAAGCUGUACACUUGUUAAACAUGAGGGAGAGCUUUGUGUUGACUUUACAGUCUACAUGAGAAGAACCUGCUGCAACAGGGAAAAGAUUCUGUUAUAUGUCUGAGUUGGAAAGCAUAUAAUUGUCCAUACAAGCAAGUAGCCUUGUAUUUGUGAAACGUUGGAGAGGAUUCAGUUGUAGUGAUUCAUGGAUAACAUGCACAGGUGAACGACCAUAUAAUUGCAGCAUUUCUGGGAUUUGUUUUUUCUCAAAUGACAUAUUGAAAGAAACAAACCAUAAACAGGACAAACCAUCAGGCUGAAACUCCCAUGGGCAAGUGUUUACCAACUAAAAUGAACAAACUUUUGCAAUAGCUGCGUCUUUGUUGGUGAAUAUAAAAUAUUUCCCAUUAAGAAGAGAUCACAAUAUCUUAGUGUAAUGAAGUGGUACAUUGUCAACAAUACCAUCAAGUAUUGUUGAACUCACCUCUUGCGUGUUUUUCUUUCAAAUUAAGGUAUUACUCUUAUUUCUGUUUCAACAGUUUCUAUCCCCUUGUUUUGAAUUAAACAAAGACUUAAAAUCCAGGUACUUCAAGUAGUGCUUGAUAUUUUCAAAUAAUGCCCAUUAUACAUUUUUGCAAUCAAAUGUACUGGGUCUUGUUAUAUAGUAAAAUAAAACAGUGAUGUUGCUCACUCUAAAAUAUAAAUUUGGACUUCUUAACUAUAACUUAGACAACCAACAGAGCAGGGUUGUGAAUUAAUUUACUGAUUGGCAUUUCUUUGUUUAUUUUCAGUACAUCCCUAAACUUGAGUUGUUGGAUUGUUAGUUUCUACAAAUGUUAAUGAUUGACCUGUUAAAUGAUUUUUUUCUCUAUUUUAGUAUACUAAAUCAAUAAUGUGAGUGGAUUUCAGGCUCUCUGAUGUCAAAACAAAGAAAACCUCUAGUUCUGUAUGCUCUCUUAAGUUUUCAUGCUGCCAACUGGAGUUUUUUUUUGUCUGCAGGGUUUAUUUUCAAUUGUAUAAUUUUUAUGUAUUUUUUCCUGAUUUAACUUGAGAUAAAAUUUGCUUCUUUAGAGAUGACACGCAUAAAUUGUAGAUGAUUUACUACAUGGUGUAGUAAUCACAUUUUAUUAACAAUAAAAUAUUUUUUCAUGAUGGCUUUUCAGUCUG
This is a messenger RNA of Thunnus maccoyii (southern bluefin tuna), 4035 nucleotides long. RefSeq names its product oocyte zinc finger protein XlCOF8.4-like. The transcript has 4 exons. NCBI's taxonomy places the organism in Eukaryota, Metazoa, Chordata, Actinopteri, Scombriformes, Scombridae. Bases 102 to 2888 code for a protein of 928 amino acids. The record is from RefSeq and is a predicted model, not a curated record.